Closterium sp. NIES-67 is the source of this 1132-nucleotide messenger RNA. Lineage: Eukaryota; Viridiplantae; Streptophyta; Zygnematophyceae; Desmidiales; Closteriaceae. The record is from the annotation of a GenBank genome assembly.
UCCUCCCGCCCUUCCGCGCUUGCUGCUUUAGGGUUUGCUGCUUCCCCCUCCUCCCUCCCCGUCCUUUGCGCUCUAGCACCGGCUAUCUUACUCCCGGACCGUCCAACACCUCGCCUCCCUCCACCUGGUGUAUUCUGCAAAAGCUUUCUGGCUUCUAGUCGGCUUAGGAGGUCCCCUAGUUCCGCGGAAAUCGCGAGCUAAAUCUGUUUCGAGGCUGCUCGAAACGCCAUGGAGGUCGACGCGCCUUCGCAGAACGGAGCGACAGCGGCGGCCCCACCGGCAGCUGCGCCGGCGGCCGGCAAACUGCCGCCGAAGCCGAAAUUCUCGGCGUUAACGGCGGCGGAGAUGGGGGGAAGCAAGUUCGAGUUCCGCAAGAUCCCCGUGCCGCCGCACCGCUACACGCCGCUUAAAGAGCGGUGGAUGGAUAUUUACACUCCGGUGUUCGAACAGAUGAAGAUUGAUAUCCGCAUGAACUUGAAGUCGCGCAAGGUGGAGCUGAAGACGCGGAGGGACACGGCGGACCCAUCCGCGCUGCAGAAAUGCGCGGAUUUCGUGACGGCGUACAUGAUGGGGUUCAGCCUCACGGACGCUAUAGCCAUGCUGCGAAUCGAUGACCUCUAUAUCGAGUCGUUUGAGAUCAAGGACGUGAAGACGCUAAGAGGAGAGCAUUUAUCACGAGCCAUUGGACGCCUAUCUGGCAAGAACGGCAAGACCAAAUUCACGAUUGAAAACGCCACACGGACACGAGUCGUGAUUGCCGAUUCCAAGAUCCACGUGCUCGGGGCGUACGCGAACAUCCGCGUGGCGCGAGACGCGCUCUGCUCGCUCAUCCUCGGGUCGCCAGCUGGCAAGGUGUACUCUAAGCUGAGAACGGUGGCGGCACGGCUAUCAGAGAGAUGAUAGUAAAGCGGUUCCGGGUGUUGUAUAGGGACGAUGGUAUUAGGCAUACUUGGUGAGGGGAGGUGUACAGCUCGUUAAGUGUAUACUACAUUGAGAUCCGCGGAACGGAGAACGUUAGGAAUCAUGUGCUGAAGUCAAGUACUACACUAGUUGUCGUGGGGAAUGCAUACUAAUAUACUUAAUGAGGAAAUUGUUUUAUGCUGUAUUUGUGUAGAGUAGAGAGUACACGUGG